UAAAAGAAAUAAGGCUCGAUGUUUCAACAGUUUCACUCUUACGUUGUUCUUCUUCGAAUAUUCUAAGACGGACUAGAAUAUUCUGCUGAUAAGACUUUACGCAUUGUAAAAUUCAUAUUUUGUCUUCGACGAACCUCAUUUUAUAUUGCAAAAUUCAAGCAGCUGUCAUACACUGAAGCCGUUUCAAUAAUCAAUGUCUUAUCGUUUAUUAUCUGUCAGUCAUUAUUCUGGUAAAAAAUAAAAUAGAAGGAAUGAAAAUUUGCUUUUGCUUCCGAAUGGAAGUCUUGUACUUGACCGAUUUUUCCAAUCUCUAAUUUCAAUUGCAAAUUAGUUUGAAUGUUAUAAAAUGCGAGAGAGGAUGUUUUUUAUGCUAUAAAAUUUUUUUAAAAAAAGGGUAAAGUUCGUAGCUAAAAAUCUGAAUUUUCAAUCUAUGAUAGUUAUCAUUAAUCUUUACUUUGAUGCAUCGUUUCAGCUCAAUCGGUCCAAUAGUUCCCAAUAAUUUGAUGAAAAAUUGGAAUAGCAGGUUCAAAUCGUAGCUUUGAGGAUAUAAAAACUAUGAUUUGAACUAGUCGCGAAUAUCUAGCUUUUCAUGUUCGAAAUCGAAUCGGCGCGGACGCAUUAGGUAGCACUCUACCAAUCGAAUUGUUAGAAAUGAAAGAGAAAAACCCGCAAAGUAUCGGUCAUAUCGCUUCUGUCGAAUAGUGUCAGUCGCCUGCUUGUUUCCAUUUGUUUCCCGGAAUAAAUAAAUACUAAAGGAGUAGAAGAACACAUCCAAAAAAAAUUUCUAGCCAUUUGUUGCAUGUUCAGAAAAAAACCUUUGCUAGAGAACAAAUUCUACUCCCAUAACCUCAUCCAUUCUUUUCAAGUCCGCCGGUCUCGUGCGACUGUUGCGCACCCACGUGGCCCCCUCAUCUAGUUCAAAACACGUGAAAACAAUAAACAUAUGAACGACCGCUUCAAAGUCCCUAAUAAUGUCCAAAAUAUUGAAUUUAUAUAAAUCACUGGACCAAACCAGUGAUCAGUGUAUCGAAUUCAUAGAGAACCUUCUCUCAGUCAGUUCUGAUGUGCCCUUAACCAGCGAAGAAGUAACCACUUUGCAGAAUUCAAUCAUCAGUAUCAUAAACUCUCGAUUGAAUCAAUCAGGGACUCGCCAAGAGGGUUUAACCAUUCUUUUGAGAAUUCUCCCAAGAUGUUCGCGAGAAAUUUUAUCAAAACAUGCACCUCUCUGGGUGGGAAAAGCCGCACAAGUCCUGGAGAACCCCCAGAACACCUCAAAAGCUAUCGAUAUCUCCUGCAAAGUCCUCUCAAAAUUAGUAAUAUCUUGCAAAGAUAUUCCCGAGCUGCAGAAGCAGAUCUCAAUGCAGAAUGUCAAGCAGCUGAUAGCCACCAUCUCCAACAUGGAGGAUGACAAAAAAACAGGUGGGGUAUUUUACAUAAUAGCGACACUGUUGUAUCACUAUCGAGAGCCCUGUGAACGCCUCCAGUCGACGAUUCAGGAGCUAAUUAUUCCCCUGAUCGAUUCCAAGCACAGAAACUUGGUUCAGGCUGGCGCCAACUGUUUCACACUGCUCGCAAAAGCGACUGAACGAUCAUUUAAACCACCUGGAGAAUUCCCUGAUUACACUUGUAUUGCUCAUCAACAAGCCCUCAUCAGCCACAAUCUCCAUACCAUAUUGGAUGAGCUCUUCACUGGUGUCAUUGAGCUCAAUACCACAGAUACCUGGGGAUCCCUGGACCUGCCGAAUCUCUCCCAGGGAAAUGUCGUUGAAUACUACCAGAACGUCGAACGAAGAUUCCAGAAUUUGUGUGUCUACCUGGCCACAACCCUUCGUGGGUGUUCAGGAAAGAAUUCAGUCUCCUGCAAGACAAUAAUAAAGCUUCUCUGCAGAGGACUGGCAGUGACGCCUGACAGUCUGUCGAGCGACGACUCUUUCAAGAAAGAAAUACUGUAUUUAAUGCUCCCAAAAAUGCAAAUGAGCUUAUUGAACGUCUUGAAUGCCUUUAUCAACGGUUUUCGGGGAGAACUCGUGCCUUUUGCUUUGACGAUUCUGCAACUGUACGGACAGACGUUAAAGUGGACUGGAAAGGUUGAUGAGGUGAGCGAGAAGACGAUGAGUGGCAGCAAGCCCUUCAAGAACAUCAGGAUUGGAGUCUACAGGAGUUUAUCGUUGUGGUUGAAGUGUUUGGGGAGUCUGUCGGGUAUUGACAUGAUAGCAGACGACAUUCUGGCAAACAUCAUCACGGAUGUGACCCCAGAGAAGGAGCAGGUACUCUUGACGAUUCAGAAAACCCAGAAUAUGUCCAAAAAGGCCCUCAAGAAGUUCAAGGACAGCCAGUACGAUAGUCCAGCUCUUGGAUCUGGCCCUAAAGUCGUGAAGAAUCCACUGACAAACGGAGAAUUGUGUAGAGAAGCUCUCGUUACUCUGCAGAAUAUUUUGUAUAAUUCAGGAGUCUCGUUGGAGCCAGUGAUGCACAGGGCUCUUCAAAAAAUUGUGGUCCCUCUGCUCCUGGAUGUUUACCUAGAGAAAGACGAGCAGAGCCUCUAUUCGACGGACGUCGAGUGUAGACUUCAUUUAUUGAGAGCCCUCAGGGCUAUCCAGAUGAAUCCUAAUCCACUGACACCACCUCCGACCCAGUUUUCCAUCCAGAUCUUCCAGCUGGCGAUCAAUGAUGACAAUGAAGAGGUCAUGAAUGAAGCUAGAGUGGCUCUUGCUGAGCUGGAGAAGAUUGUCCACCCCAGUGCGGAUACUCUCGACUUUCCUCCCCUCCAGGAUCACGAAGACACCUUUCAGGAUGUCGAUUCCAUCAUUGGGACCUUUAAAGACACCGAUGCUCUUGACAAAAUACGAGAUAUUGCGAAGCGAAUUAAUGAUUCCAGAAAUGAUCAUCUCCAGUCCGGGACUGGUGAGUCUUCAAAUCAGGAGCAUGAUAAGGAGCGAAAUGAGGAAGUGAUGACGAAUGGCACGGGGAGGAAACGAGAUAAUAGUUUUGAUGAAAUUGAAGUGAUAGGGGAUGAGGUCCAGGACAAUGAUAUCGAGGUGAUUGACGCCAGUCGGCAUCAGCCUCCAAAGAAGCAGAGGAAGAUUCAAAUUGUCGAGGAUAUCUGCAUUCCACCCCGCGGAAAGGGCCACGACAGUCCUAUGAAGAGUCCCUCCAUCGAGGAAAUCCGCCAGGACGUGCCUGAACGAUACUCCCAGGACAGUUAUGACAGCAAUCGAGGAGAGAGCGCCUACUUCACGAUCAAGGAUGCUCAGAGGGUCUCGGGUAACACCUCUACGAGUUCAGAUCCACCUCUUGAGAUCAUCAAGGAGGUCAGUCUCUCCAAGGAAAUUAGUAUAAUUGAGAGUGAAACUAAAUCAGGAAGUAAGGACGAUGGGUCUGAUGACGAGGUUAUCCUCAGUAUGUUUUGCGAUCAAAUAAAAGAUUAGUUUUUAAAAUAA
Molecule: messenger RNA, 3440 nt
Organism: Diachasmimorpha longicaudata
Lineage: Eukaryota; Metazoa; Arthropoda; Insecta; Hymenoptera; Braconidae
Product: proline-, glutamic acid- and leucine-rich protein 1-like
Exons: 2
Coding region: 972-3428 (818 amino acids)
Biological process (GO): rRNA processing
Cellular component (GO): nucleus
Source: RefSeq, a predicted model, not a curated record